AUGGAUUUCACAGAUACCGGAAUCAACAGCUCGGAUACUCUGAUCUCUUCGUUAGACUAUGACCUACUCCGACUCCGUAGCCAGAUAUUCGAUGCGGUUUAUCGGAAAACCGAUUUGAUUAGAGCUAACCAUGAGUUAUCUCACGAGAGAGAUGCGCAUAAGCGAAGAAACCGGGAGCUCGAAUCUGAGUUCUCAGAAUCCGAGAUGAUUAGAGAGGAAAUAACGAGAGAUCUGCAAGUUUCUAAAGAAAGAGUCAGUGAAUUGGAAGAAGAAACGAAGGAGAAAUCCAGAGUACUUUCGGAAAUUUUACAAUCUGUGGAUGCUCGCUUGUCUAAAUCGAUCGGAGAAGAAGAGGAAUAUAAUAACUCCAGAACAGUCUUGGAGUUAGUCAUGGAGGUUGAAACGAAGGUAGAGAGGGUUAUGGAAUCGAUGGAGAAGAAGAAGAUGGAGCUACGUAGAAGUGUGGAGUUGUUGGAAGAUGAGAACAGAGACAUGAGUGUCUUGCUAAGGGCUGCUUUGUCUGAGAAACAUACUGCAGAGAAGCAAUUGAAAGAGACGAGUGAGCAGAAGAGAUGGGCGUUGAUGCAAAUCGCAGAGCGAGGGUGGCAGAGAAUAGGGUUUGGUUUUGGUGUCAGGGAAUCAGUACAAGAUAGCUCAGAAAUGCAAAAUCUUGGCAAUGACGACGAAGGAGGAGAAGAAAAUGGUGUGGUUAUAGCAAUAGACAAGACAAUAAAGAAUCUACGCAAAGAGAUUUCUCAGCUGAAGCUUUCAUUGGAGGAAUCAAGGUUAGAGGAAGAGCGAUUGAAGAAAUUUUCAAAGAAACAAGCACAGAAACUUGAGGAGAACGCAAUGUAUAUCGACAAGCUGCAAAAUCAAGAGAAGCUUCUAACUCAAAACGUGGAAGAGCUAGGGAAGGUAAUAAGAGAAGCUGAAACAGAAGUAAGAAGAUGGAGAGAAGCUUGUGAGCUUGAAGUUGAAGCUGGCCAGCGCGAGGUCGAAGAACGCAAUCAUCUCAUAGCGGUUUUAAAGGCAGAGGUUGAGAAGAAGAGAUCCGCAUUGGCAAUAUCUGAAGGGAAACUAAAACUGAAAGAAGAAUUAGCCAAAGCUGCAAUGGUAGCAGAAGAAGCAGCUGAGAAAACGCUGAGAUUAGCCGAGAGAAGAAUAAGUGAACUUCUCAGCCGCAUUGAACAUCUCUACCGCCAACUGGAGGAAGCAGAGUCUACAGAACGCAGACGCAGAAAGUGUAGGUACAUUUGGUGUUGGCCCUUGUGGCGUUUUCCUACAGCAGCUUCUGGUGUGACAGCUACGGACGAUUUUUCAUGCAUAAGCAAUAGAGCAUUGUUGCGAUAUGAUGUAUGA
Messenger RNA from Microthlaspi erraticum, 1359 nucleotides. The record is from the annotation of a GenBank genome assembly. NCBI's taxonomy places the organism in Eukaryota, Viridiplantae, Streptophyta, Magnoliopsida, Brassicales, Brassicaceae.